Lactuca saligna is the source of this 621-nucleotide messenger RNA. Lineage: Eukaryota; Viridiplantae; Streptophyta; Magnoliopsida; Asterales; Asteraceae. The record is from the annotation of a GenBank genome assembly.
AUGUUUAGAGCUUCUUCUUUUAUUACUUCUUUUUCUUUAUUCUUCAUUUACCCAUCCAUCAAACCUGGGGUGAAAAUCCCUCCAAGAUCUCGAGCACGCAGAGUAGAGAGUAUACGUAAGCAAAGGGUAAUUCGGGGAAUCUCUCAUAUUCCAGUAGAAGCACUAAGAAGAAUCAGAAUUAGAAAUGGUUCAAUUGGGGAAAACCCUCUUCUUCAAGGUCUCAACAAUGUAGGAGGAGGCCCUACUUCUGAAACAAACCCAUCAUUCUUACAUUCUUCUGAAGCAGCAGGGGGUAAUCGAAGACACCGUUCACGCCCAUUCUCAAGAUUAAUAUCGGAAAGUGUUGCUUCUCUUUCCUCUAUUUCAUCUGAGAAGUACAGAUGUUCACAAAUUCUACCAGAGAUGAAUACGAAUCCAAAUCUAAAUCCUGUUGUCCCUGUUUCUUCUAGCUCUCCACAAAGAGUGAUUGUUACUACUAUUGUUCAUUUGGAUAAUCUAUCAACUAAUAGUGCUGUAGAGAUUGAUUUGACUACAUGGCAUCCUUCUUCUUCUUCUGCUAGGAGAGCUGUUGUUUUAAGGGCGUUGAGUUUGGAAGGUCGAACUUCUGAUGAAGAAGAAUAA